Molecule: messenger RNA, 2656 nt
Organism: Anolis carolinensis (green anole)
Lineage: Eukaryota; Metazoa; Chordata; Lepidosauria; Squamata; Anolidae
Product: cytochrome P450 2G1
Exons: 9
Coding region: 1060-2535 (491 amino acids)
Biological process (GO): epoxygenase P450 pathway; xenobiotic metabolic process
Cellular component (GO): intracellular membrane-bounded organelle; cytoplasm
Molecular function (GO): iron ion binding; heme binding; oxidoreductase activity, acting on paired donors, with incorporation or reduction of molecular oxygen, reduced flavin or flavoprotein as one donor, and incorporation of one atom of oxygen
Source: RefSeq, a predicted model, not a curated record
UGAGUCCCCUUCAGGAUGAGAAGGGUGGGAUAUAAAUGUCGCUAAUAAAUAUAAUAAAUAGAUAACUUAAUCAUUUUAGUCCUCAACUUCUCAAGGUAAUAAUAGGUCAACAGGAGUGAAUCCAUAAAAGAAAAUGAAAAACACUGGUAAGCUAUAGUGUCUGAUGGCUUCUGUUCCGCAUUGGAGGUUUUAAUAUGAACUUUGUAAGAGCUUUCGUUUGUGCUAUUUUUUAUUGUUUGGCCAGUUCAUUCCUCUGGAACAGAGCCUACUUCCCCCAUUCUCUAAAAGUACUGUUCUCCCAAAUUUGGUAGUAAGGGGCCGAGUUCCGAUCUUGUUUGUGUGUGCGUGUGUAUUUGUUUGUUUGUUGACUCACAGUGCUCCCAUGAAUUUUACAGGAUUUUCAUAGGCAAGGACAACUUAGAGGUGGUUUUGCCAUUGACUUCCUCUGAUUAUACAUACUGCACCUAGUUUAGAUAAUUCCCUCAUCCAGGUACUAACCAUGCCUGAAACUAAAGAGAAAAUGGAUUCCCAAAAUCACAAAGACACAAAUCCACUACAAAGAUGUAAACAAUCACAUAAGUAAAUAUUUUUUGCAACUUAUAUACAACAACAAUGAACAUAUACAGAGAACAUAAGAUGUUAUAUACACUCUCUCUUGGCUACAAUCAAUCCCUGUGUAUAUAACAGUCUUAUGUUCUUUGUAUAUGUUCGUUGUUGUGGUAGAAAAGUUGCAAAAAUAUUUACUUCUGAUUGUUUACUAACCAUGCCUGACCAUACUUAGGUGAGAAUGUAUUUGUAUUAGGAGUGUGUGUAUGUGACUAAACCUUCAGGUGUCUUGUUUACUUCUGCUGACCUCAUGGAUUCCAUUGGAUUUUCUAUUAACUUUCAGGAUCAGACAGGAUCUGGAGCCUUCGGGGUGUUCAGACCUGAGGCAGGAAAAAAAAAUCUUGUUUUUCUCCUAAAUAUAAGAGGCCAAGCUGACUUGUUUCGGUUGAAAGGAAGAGACAUGUGUGUGUCAAGAUUGACAUCUAGUUGAAUGCUCACUUCAGCCUAUUCACCAUGGAGCUCGAAUGGGUGUUGAGCAUCUCAUUGGGCAUUUUCCUGGUCCUCAUCUCUGUAUGGACGUGGAGGCACAAGGAGGGGAGGUUUCCACCUGGGCCAAUGCCCUUGCCCUUCUUUGGCAACCUAUUGCAACUGAACCCCAAGGAUAUUCCCAAGUCGUUCCUGGCGCUGAGUCACAAAUAUGGCCCUGUAUUCACACUGUACCUGGGCCCCCGAAGGGUUGUGGUUCUUUGUGGACAUGAGGCAUUGAAGGAAGCUCUGGUGGACCAUGGUGAACAGUUCUGUGGGAGAGGAGAGGUGCCUUCUGUUGAACGGAUGUUCAAAGGUUUUGGAAUUGCUUUGGCCAAUGGGGAGCGCUGGAAGAAGCUCCGUCACUUCUCUCUCCUCACAUUGAAGAAUUUUGGGAUGGGGAAAUGCUCCAUUGAAGAGCGGAUCCAAGAAGAAGCGCAAUUCCUGCUGGAAAAAUUUAGAAAAACCGAAGGUCUGCCCUUUGAUCCCACCUUCCUUCUGAACUGCACAACUUCCAACAUUGUUUGCUCCAUUGUCUUUGGUAAACGUUUUGAGUAUGAAGACAAGACUUUUCUCUCCAUGUUGGAUUUGACAAACAAAAUGUUUGUUGAGUUGAGCACCCCUUGGGCAAAGCUGUAUGAUAUGUAUUCUGGCAUCAUGCAGUACCUUCCUGGGGGGCACAAGCGUGUCUACAACUUCCUACAGGAUCUGAAAGCCUUCAUUGAUGACAGAAUCAGAAUCAACCAAGAGACCUUAGAUCCCAAUAACCCAAGAGACUUUAUUGAUUGCUUCCUCAUCGAGAUGGAGAAGGAAAAGGGAAACCCUUCCACUGAAUUCACAAUGAACAACUUGGUCUUCACAGCAAUCAACUUGUUCACAGCUGGGACAGACACUGUUAGCUUCACCCUAAAAUAUGCAUUCCUCUUGCUGAUGAAAUAUCCAGAAGUGGCAGAGAAAGUCAAGCAAGAAAUUGACAGUGUUGUUGGUCACAAUCGUGUCCCUGCUGUCAAGGACAGGAUAAACAUGCCCUACACAAAUGCUGUCAUCCAUGAGACACAAAGGUUGAUAGAUAUCUUUCCUGUAGGAGUGCCACACAAGGUGACUGCAGACACAGAGUUCCGGGGUUACCUUCUUCCCAAGGACACUAAUAUCAUUGCUGUAUUAGGUUCAGCUUUGCAUGAUCCCAAAUAUUUUAGGGACCCUAAGAUAUUUAACCCAGCACACUUCCUUGAUGAAGAAGGACACUUUAAGAAGAACGAUGCCUUUGUGCCAUUCUCCUCAGGAAAACGUUCCUGUGUAGGAGAAUCUAUGGCUCGCAUGGAGCUCUUCUUGUAUUUGACCACCAUCCUUCAAAGCUUCUCGUUGAAAUCCUCUCUGGCCCCAAAUGAUAUUGACAUCUCUGCUCAACUAAAUGGCUUUUUAAACAUUCCUCCCAUCUUUCAGCUGUGUUUGAUACCACACUAAUCUUGCCAUUUCCCAUCUUGAGGAUCAGGACAGGAAGGGUCUAUUCACAUCAAUUCUAGUACAUAACACAUUGUGCCAUUGUUUGAGUGAUGAUGUAGAAUAAAACAUAUUUUUUCGUAAA